GCAUGCUUUAGCAGAUUGGUUAAAAAAAAAGAAACGCGCACGCGCAAUUUACACGCGUAAGAUCCACGCUCCACUUUUCGUUGACUACUCUACACUUGUCCAGGGGAAAAGAUGAUGUUUCUCCCGAAAGUUGAAAAUUUUGGGGAUCAGAUGGAAGAACGCGAAAAUCGACGGCCAAUACCUACAGAAGCGCCGCCGCUACACCCGUUCGUCGCGCCGUUAUCUUAUCUCUUGGGAACGUGGAGAGGGAAAGGCGAAGGUCAUUAUCCAACCAUACCUUCCUUCCGCUACGGCGAAGAGCUCCGUUUCUCACAUUCCGGCAAGCCGGUGAUUGCGUAUACGCAGAAGACAUGGAAGUUGGAAUCAGGAGAGCCGAUGCACGCAGAGAGCGGCUUCUUUCGGCCGAAGCCGGACGGUACCAUUGAAGUCGUCAUAGCUCAGAGCACAGGUCUCGUCGAGGUCCAGAACGGAACGUACAAUAUAGAUGAGCGAUCGAUCACACUCAAAAGUGAGCUUGUGGGAAACGCAUCCAAGGUGGAGGAGAUAAGCAGAGCGUUUGCAUUGGCUAAUGGAAAACUAGUGUACGUGCUUCAUAUGAGUACAACCACAAACCCUCUUCAACCACAUCUUAAAGCCAUACUCGAGAAGCUUUGAAACCUGCAAUUCUCACUACCGAUGAAGCGAUGAACACUUCUCCUGUGCAAACCCGCUGUUUAAUAACAUUUUGAUACUCUUUGUAAGCGAUUUCGUUGGGUCACCAACGUACCUUGUAACCAGAAUCAAGAAGGAGAAGCUGAUAAUUUGAUUUGAGGGAGUUAAAAUGGGCCUUUCAAUAACAAAGUCAAAAUACCCAUUUUGAUGUCCGUCUUAUAUGUGAAGGCCCAAAGUGAUUUGAGUCCAUUUGGGUCAAGAUUAACAUCUGCAGAUUUCACAGAAUUAGCCCUUUAAUUGUUUUCUCUUACACUAUUGUAUCCUUCAUUUUGGAAAUUAUAAUAUGCACACCAACUCUUAUUGUGUUAUGUUGAUGCAAAAGUCAACAAAAUUAAGUAAGACUAAAUCGAUAUAUAUAUAUAUAUGCAUUAUAGACUAAAUCGAUAUAUAUAUAUAUGCAUUAUAUAUGUUAAAUAAAUACUUGUAG
Thlaspi arvense is the source of this 1138-nucleotide messenger RNA. The record is from the annotation of a GenBank genome assembly. Lineage: Eukaryota; Viridiplantae; Streptophyta; Magnoliopsida; Brassicales; Brassicaceae.